AUGUCAGUAGCCGUCGUUAGGCACCAUCUUAUCAAGAAGCUAUCGGCGACCCCUAUUCUACCUCCGCAAACGGACCUUCGACGUGCACCGGGCGAGCCUCUAGAUACCCAGUCUGCUCUUCAGGCCAACAAGGCCACGUUUUUCUUCCAAAUAGACAGAGAGUUGGACAAGGUCAACGCUUGCUAUGUCCAGAAGGAAGCCGAGCUAAAGAUUCGGCUCAAGACGCUUCUUGACAAGAAGAAGGCUCUACGAUCAAGAAGCGGCGGGACCUCACGACGGUCCACCAAGUUCACUACCCUUCAAGAGGGUUUCCAGCAGUUUGUCAACGACCUGAACAAAUUGCAACAGUUCGUCGAGAUCAACGGUACAGCUUUCUCCAAAAUUCUUAAGAAAUGGGACAAGACAGCAAAGUCCAAGACAAAGGAGCUAUAUCUCUCAAGAGUCGUCGAGAAACGACCAGCCUUUAACCCAACCGUCAUCAGCGAGCUGUCAGAUCAAGCGACCACCAGUUUACAAGAACUGGGAGCGUGGGCUGAUGGGGACAACGUCAGCUUCGAAACCAGGCCCGAUCACGACCAUGUCGUUAGCACUCAACAUCUCCUUGGGACUGACGAGGGCGAUGCCGAUACGUUACUGCUUGACACCGUUCUCUCGGGAAACAUCGACUCCCUCAAAGAUAUGCUGGACCGUUUGAAGGCCACAGCAGCUCCAGAUGGCUCUGCCGAUGUCUCGCUAGCGGAACGGGUUACGCGGACGUUCCUGGCGUCCAUCAACGAAGGCUCGCUUGAAGCGCUCAAGGUCCUUCUCGACACUGGACUUGUCGACAUUCAGUCCUGGGAUGAUAUCAAUGAGCGGAACUGUCUCCACCAGGCGGCUAUAUAUGGUAACUCGUUUGUUCUGGAGUACGGUCUGUCGAAGGGAGUCGACGCGGAGAGGACUGACGCGUAUGGACGUGUACCUCUACACUAUGCCAGCACGCAUGGGCGUCUCGACAUGAUUGACGCCUUGCUCAAUGCUUCCCCCAAGACUAUCAAUCUUAUUGACCACGACAACUUCACGCCCCUGGUCCAUUCCAUCGUCCGUAACCAUCUUGAGUGUGUCGUGGCAAUCGUCGAGCUGCUUCUCAAGCAUGGUGCCAAGAUUCUUGCUGACGCCGAGGGUCUUUACCCUCAACAUUUGGUCGCAAGAUCAGGGCAGACUCCGGAGAUUCUAGUGCUGCUUAAGCAGUACGGAGCCGAUCUCGAUCAGAUCGAUAAGCUUUACGGCUGGACCCCUUUGGUUCAUGCAGCAAGUGAGGGUAAUGUCCCGUGCCUGCAGGCUUUGCUCGAGAUCGGCGCAGAUCCCAACAUUCUCGACGAGAAGGACCUUCCUGCCAUGUACUAUGCGGCUUGGGAAGGGCAUCUCGAGUGUAUGAAGCUUCUCACACCAACUAAAAAGGAGAAGGCGGCAAGCGAGCUCCCACCUAUACACAUUGGAGGAGCCUUGCCUCCCAUGGCUAGCAGCACUGCGCCAAUGCCCAUGUCCCUCGACGCGAUUGAUCCCAUCCCCGCGCUCGAAUUACCGCCCCCUAUCAUUCCCCUACGCCGGUACGGUCACAACUUUCUUGACACCAAAACCGUUGUGCAGAUCAGCUUUGAGGAAGACAGCGAACAACCUCUACUAUUCUUCCAGGACGGCAAGUAUCCAGCCGCUCGCCUUACCAUCUCAUCCAAGUCAUCGGACCUCAUCCCCAAGAAUAUUAUUCUUCCCUUCCAAGAAGACACUAGGGUUGCGUCAUUUCAGAUCGACAAUCUUGAAUCCUUCACUUUGGACUUUGAGGUAUUCCCGACGUAUGGCGCCAAGGUCAUUGCGAAGACUGUCGCUCUACCAAAUAUCUUCCGUGCAUUGCUCAGCAGCUCUGGCAAGUGCUGCCUGCCGCUAUUUGACCCUCGGCUGCGCGCCAUUGGCCAGAUCAGCUUCCACGUCCAAAUUAUCAAACCCUUCAGCGGAACGCCGCUCGAGAUCACGGACUUUGAGACGUACUGGAAGGCCACGAGCCAGUUUGACACAAACACAAGCACCUUCGUCACCGGCUCCAGUCUGUCGGGCGACUUUGUCCAGAUCUACGUCCAGCACACCAAGGACGGGGUUCCUGUACUCUGGCCCAGAUGGACCAUCAACUGCGGCGGUAUCGACGUCCCCGUGUCCACGCUUACCCUCGCCCAGUUCCAGACCGUCACGGCAGCCGCCAGAAACGGAACCAACCUCUCCGAGCUGUCUACUUACACCCUCGACCAAAUAGCCGACGUCCAUCGCAUCCUCGCCAACAUCGGGAUAACCCUCCACGAGGCCCUCUUCCUGCUUCCCAAGGGCAUGCACGUCAACAUCCAGGUCCUGUACCCGACGGCCGACGAAAAAGCUGAAUCCAAUAGCAGCACUGUGGCGGACGACGUCAAUGAGUUCGCCGAUGCGAUCCUCAGCGUCGUCUUCGACCAUGCCCGCGCGCAGAGGGCUGAAAGACCCGAUAGCGUCCGGUCGGUGGUGUUUAGUUCGUAUAAUCCUACCUUGUGCACGGCGCUGAACUGGAAGCAACCGAACUUCCCUGUGUUCUUGUGCAAUGAUAUGGGAAGAGAGGAUCGGAAGCAGCAGCAGCAGCAACAGGGAUGUCGUAGCAAGGGAGAUGGCGACGAGGAUAUGGGCGGGACUACGGCUGCUAGUAGACGGGAGGCGGCAGAUGAAAGGACACUGCAGAGUGACGGGAGGAGGACGAGCUCGAUUAAGGAUGUGGUGAGGACGGCGACGAGCAAUAACUUGAUGGGGCUGAUUUGUUGUUCAAGGCUGUUGGACAUGGUGCCAGCACUGGUUGACGCUAUCAAGUCUCAUGGGUUGGCUCUGGUGGUGGACAAGUCGGGUGAACCUGAGGCGGCGAAUAGCAAAGACGGUGGUGAUAAGCAGUUGGGGAUUAGUGCAGACGAACAGGGUAAGGAGCAACAUGUGACCGACAACGUUAUCCCAAGAUUAGUCAAGUCAGCUCAUGAGGCUGUGAAUUGCAAAUAG
This is a messenger RNA of Neurospora tetrasperma FGSC 2508, 3036 nucleotides long. RefSeq lists its product as uncharacterized. The coding region runs from base 1 to 3036 and encodes 1011 amino acids. The record is from RefSeq and is a predicted model, not a curated record. The transcript has 8 exons. Gene Ontology annotation, molecular function: glycerophosphocholine phosphodiesterase activity; protein binding; aspartic-type endopeptidase activity. NCBI's taxonomy places the organism in Eukaryota, Fungi, Ascomycota, Sordariomycetes, Sordariales, Sordariaceae. Gene Ontology annotation, biological process: proteolysis; glycerophospholipid catabolic process.